This is a messenger RNA of Rotaria sp. Silwood2, 801 nucleotides long. NCBI's taxonomy places the organism in Eukaryota, Metazoa, Rotifera, Eurotatoria, Philodinida, Philodinidae. The record is from the annotation of a GenBank genome assembly.
AUGACAAACACAACGGAUGAACAUAUCGAAAUGGUAACUGAAAAAAAUAAGAAACCGUUAGAAACGUUGUACAUUACUAUCAAUGAAACAGAUCUUAAUGAAGAAAAUACUCUUCAAAGUGAAUACAAAAGAAUUAUCCAAAACUAUAUUAAAAAUAGUUAUUCAACAAUUGAACAAACGAUUCAAGAUUAUCUUAACAAAAAGGCAUCAUAUCUUUUUGGUAUUAAAAACUUACAUGAACCGAAUGCUGGUAAAAAUGAAGAAGGAGAAGGAAAAGAGAACAAUCAACAUUUGAUUAAUUUUAAUAUUAUUAAAUUCAAUGGAAAAUUCCUUGUAUUUAUUAUUGAUUCAAAUGAAUGUAAGGUAGAUGAAAACGAAUUUAAAACAUUACUAAAAAGUCUGAUGAAAGAAGAAAUUAAAUUUAUUGAUUUUAACCAUCGAGAUGAAUCUUCUGUUUGUGUUAGAAAUAUUGCAAUUGCGAUGAGUCACAUUGAAAUCUUUAUUCAUUUACUUAAAAAUGAAAAACAAGAAAUAGCAACAAAAUUUCGAAUGUUAAAAUUUUUUGAGAAAAAUAAUCAAUCAAUUAAAUUUGAAAAAUUGAUUGUAGAACAAGGUUUAAGUAUGAGAAUAAGAACGAAACCAACAUUGGAAAAAAUUCUUUCCCUAUUGAAGUCUGUUCUGGAUAGUGAUAGUGAAUAUAAAUUACCAGAACAGAAUCAAUUCAAAAUAUUAAGUAGUAUAUUGGCAAGUCAAAAUUUUUUACCGCGAGACAAUGAUGCAAUUGAUCUUGUGAAAGAAGUA